CUAUUGGCAUGGUCGCGCUGACAAGCAGCGUCUUCCCAAGACGCCGGGAGCUUCUUGGGUCGAAUUGGGUUGCGGAGAGGCGUUGCACAGGGACGCAGCGCUGUCUUAAGGCGAUGCCGCCCCGCCACCCGUGCGUGAGCUUGUGUUCCUUUGCUUUGUGUGCCCAGCUCGCUGUCGCCAUCUCGCGGACGUUCCAGCAUACCUAGGACUGCGCUGCGUUGCGUUGGUUGCGAUAAUCCUACAUCGGACGAAAGGACCCCUCCUACGCACACGGAGUGUCCAAGCAAGAGACAGGACACUGAGAGCAAGGCUGAGGUCGAGAGCUGAAAACACCGACUGCCACCAUGUUUCGUUUCGCACAGCUUGUUUCGCUCGCCGCAUGCGCGUCGCUCGCCGCCGCGCACACCGUCAUCGUCUAUCCAGGCUGGAGAGGCAACAACAUCCACACCAACGGCACCGUCUCCCAGACGGACGCGAGCAUAAAACCAGGCAGUCUGGGCAUCAACUACGAGGGUAACGGUACCUAUGGCUUCCCCUAUGGAAUGCAGUGGAUGUAUCCAUGCGGAGGCAUGCCCAUGUCCACCAAUCGUACGAAAUGGCCCAUCUCUGGCGGCGCCGUCAGCCUGCAGCCCGGAUGGUUCCCCGGCCACUCCGUCGCGCAAUUCUAUAUCAACAUGGGCUACGGCAACGAGCCGCUGAAUUACAGCCACGUCGCGGUGCCCGUCUUCAGCAUCACGGGUCCCUCGAACGUGCAGUACAACGGCACCUUCUGCCUGCCGCAGAUUCCGCUACCGGCGAACUACACGCCCAAGGUUGGCGACAAUGCAACAAUUCAGGUCAUCGAGCUCGCGCAGCACGGGGCGAGUCUGUAUAACUGCGCAGACAUCACCUUCGCGGAAGACGGCGACCCAGAGAUCCCCAACGUCAACAAGACAAACUGCUUCAACUCAACCCAGCCUGACGAACACAUCGGCUUCCAGAUGGUCUACACGACCACCCCCGGCGCCGCGCCGCUGAGCAUCCAGUUCAACCCGUAUGUCUCGCUGCUCGCGCCGCUAGUGCUGGUGGUUGCGACCUGGGUGACGUGGUUAUAAGCGUAACGCUGUGGGGUUUGCGUAUAUUUGAUUUUGGGAUGCGGCUUGGGAUGAGGAGUUUUAGCGGGCGUUUGGGCGCGAGAUAUCCAUGCACUACUUUGUGUACAUCAUUCAUUGUUUUUCAAGGGGAGGUUCGGUGAGGCACGCUGCGAGACGUGCGGAGAAGUAGAGAGCUGGGGAAGAGUGGACGCCGGACUUGCACGCACCGCUGCAAGCUGUAUACGCUGGGGUUUAAGAUGGUGAGAUGGCGGAUGCGAGGGUGAUACACCUCGAGCUGUGAUACUGAGUAAUGCAAGACGUUCAUACAAGUACACGCCGCAUCUGAAGCUAUGCCUGCGUACAUGAAGAGGAGGGUUCGUGUGCCAAUGACACUGCAACGAGA
This is a messenger RNA of Paraphaeosphaeria sporulosa, 1476 nucleotides long. RefSeq lists its product as uncharacterized. The record is from RefSeq and is a predicted model, not a curated record. NCBI's taxonomy places the organism in Eukaryota, Fungi, Ascomycota, Dothideomycetes, Pleosporales, Didymosphaeriaceae. The transcript has 3 exons. Bases 345 to 1094 code for a protein of 249 amino acids.